This is a messenger RNA of Aegilops tauschii subsp. strangulata, 660 nucleotides long. Lineage: Eukaryota; Viridiplantae; Streptophyta; Magnoliopsida; Poales; Poaceae. The record is from RefSeq and is a predicted model, not a curated record.
AUGGCCAUGCCCGUCUGCGCCGGCAGCCGCGCCCUGCCUGCCGAGCCCGCGGCAACCGCGUUGCCGCUGCUCCCGACCCCGGCGCUCCACGCCCCGGGCCACUCCCUUUCGCUCUGGCCAUCGGCCCCGCUCGCGCGACCGCGCCCUCGCGCCGUCCAGCCGCCGCCCUUGCUCCCCGUGCCGAACCCCGUCGCCGUGCGCCGCAUCCACGGCCGCAUCCGCGUCGCGCCGGCCGCUUGCUAUGCGCGCCCGCACGCACCCUCCUGCGUCGCGCUUGGCCGCCGCCCCCCUCACCCCGCAGACCCGCUCCAGCCAGCUGCGGCUGCCCUGCCGUGGCCGCCGGCCAUCCGCGCGCACCCGGGUCCAGGCGACCCUGUGCCCACGCCCGUAGCUGCAGUCGCCCGCGCCCCGUGCAUGAUUAGUGUACGAUUGAAUCGGGGGCGUCACACGGAGGAGCUCCACCCCGGCGAGUCUCAAAGCCCCGCCACGUCAGCCAGAUUCGCACCGUCCGACCCGCAGGAGGAAACAGGUGGAGGCGGCUACCAGAGCUGGCAGAGGAUGGCGGUUGGCGGCACCGGGAGCUGGAGAGGUUGGGGACUAGGCGUCGCGGGGAUCCGGGGAGAUGGGGGCAUGCGGCGCUGGGAUCCAGGGAGGAGGUAG